Messenger RNA from Protopolystoma xenopodis, 363 nucleotides. Lineage: Eukaryota; Metazoa; Platyhelminthes; Monogenea; Polystomatidea; Polystomatidae. The record is from the annotation of a GenBank genome assembly.
AUGGUACUUUCCCUACAUGAUUUUCAUUUUCGUCAGUACACCCCUCUAUUGCGUAUACUAAACGCCAACGCUCGUAGCAGUAAAGCCCACUCUCGCCUCGGCGUCACCCUCAAUCCUCACGAUCGCCAUAGACUUUCUACUAUUCUCGACACUGUGCUCUCGUGGCGUUCCGCUGAUUUACUGUCAACCGAGCCAUCGCCAAAGGCUUCAUUUCCCUCUCCGCAGGUUUCGCUAUGCCCAUCGUCACCAUCUAGGAGGCUCUGCUUCUUUUCAUUAGGCUACUUGCCUAGCCGUGCCGGUCGUUACAUGGAUGCCUGCUUCUGGUGGUCACCAGGCCCGACUUCGCCAAGUCAGCCCGUCUAG